Molecule: messenger RNA, 2020 nt
Organism: Seriola dumerili (greater amberjack)
Lineage: Eukaryota; Metazoa; Chordata; Actinopteri; Carangiformes; Carangidae
Gene: rerg
Product: RAS like estrogen regulated growth inhibitor
Exons: 5
Coding region: 386-988 (200 amino acids)
Molecular function (GO): GTP binding; GTPase activity
Source: RefSeq, a predicted model, not a curated record
UCGGAAACUCCAGCAGCUCCGCUCCGUAUAUUUCCACUGACCCUCCGUUUCGAGGAUUCAUUCAUCCCAGGCAGAGCUGCUGCUUGGUCUGUCCGGACAGGAAUCCGUCCACUCAUUCACGCGUCUGUCCAUCUAGCUGCACACAUCCCCUCCGUCCAUCCAGCGGUGCGUGGCGUCCGCAUCUACAUCUAGGAAGGUUACACACAUCGUUAUUGAUCAGCGGACCUAUCAACUUUUUUUUGUUUUAAAUUCAUCUCCUCGUGAUCAGCGCCUCAUCAUCGGGAGAUUAUUACUGCAUUCAGCGGUCUCUGACGCUGCUGGAUGGAUGGCUGACCUCGGUGUUCACUGAUUGGCUCGCUGAGCUUCUCUGGUUGCACCUGCUGUCAUGGCCAAAAGCCCGGAGGUGAAGCUGGCCGUGUUCGGCAGAGCGGGGGUGGGCAAGUCAGCUUUGGUGGUGAGACUUCUGACCAGACGCUUCAUCUGGGAGUACGACCCAACGCUUGAAUCCACGUAUCGGCACCAAGCCAACAUUGAUGAUGAGGUUGUUACCAUGGAGAUUCUGGACACUGCAGGGCAGGAGGACAUCCAGCAGAAGGAGGGUCAUAUGCGUUGGGGUGAUGGAUUCGUCAUCGUGUAUGACAUCACAGACCGGGGAAGCUUUGAGGAGGUGGCGCCGCUCCGGAGUCUCCUAGAGGAGGUGAAGAAGCCAAAGAAUGUCCCUCUGGUCCUGGUGGGCAACAAGUCGGACCUGGACCAUGUCAGGCAAGUUGGCACAGAGGAAGGCGAGCGGCUGGCGGCUGAAAUGGCAUGCGCAUUUUAUGAAUGUUCAGCAUGUGCUGAUGAAGGUGGCGCAGUGGCCGAGGCUUUCCACGAGCUCUGCCGUGAGGUGAGGCGUCGCAAGGCCGUGCAGGGCAAGGCCAGACGCCGCAGCUCCACCACACACGUCAAACAGGCCAUCAACAAGAUGCUGACCAAGAUCAGCAGCUAGGGAUGAGCCACAAUAAAGUCUGACGAUACAAGAACAAAAAAAAGUAAAUCUUUGUUAUGUAAAUGUUUCAAACAACUAUUGGCUCCGAAAUGGACAAAUUGUGACGGAUUUGAUGUGGAAUGUGUUCUUUCCUUAUUCUCUGAUCAUUUUCCAUCAAAACAUCCCAAGCGCAAUGUCUCCUCAUUCUGGAAAAGGAAACCGAUGUUGUCGCUGGAGCCUCAACAGAUUCUUUCUCGUCCAAACAUUUGAGCUCAUUUGGAUCAAAAUAAUCCUGGAUACUGGUGAUAUACGAGUUGUUUUUAUGAUGAAUCAUUAAUAGGAUGAGGUUCUCACUUUCUUUUAUUUUAUUUUCUCAUCCAACUCUCUUUAAAUCAAUAAAUAAGCCAGAAGGGAGACUGAAAAAUUAUGCAUGCAAACUGUCUCAUUUAGCAUGCAGAGAAUUCAAGUAUUUUCUUAUGAGAAGAUUUGUAGUUUCCUCUCUGUAUCUUUGUGUGUAGAGGAAUACUGUGAUGUGCUUCAGGCCACAUGUUUAACUGUUCUGUAUGCAAAGAAAUAUAUAAUCCGAGAACUACUAUUAGAUAAAAGUAGAUUCACCGUCCUUCACCCGUGUCAGUCCUAGAAAACUCCUCAGAGUUGUCGGUGCCUGUCCUUCAAACAAACCUUGUAACGAACUGAUCUGCAGUGGACUGUUUGUCAAAGACACGUGAACUCCAGAUCUUUUUCUCAAGGAACCAAAGGACUGGUUCAGAACAUGUGGAGGCCUAUAGACCUAUGAAGAGAAGCAGUUGCCACCCAUCCCAGCAUGCCACAUUCCAGGGAUACUCUUCAUGGCUGUAAUGUUAAUACUGUAAUCUACAGUAUGUAUAAUAUAGUAUAUUGCCUUAAGCACGGCUGUGUCUGGAGGCGUGUACAGAACCCAAAGGCAUCUACAGUAGGUGAUACUGUAAUUGUUGAAAUGUAAUAUCUGUUUCUUUCUCAUGUAUGUGACUCGUCCAUGAUCAAAACUACCAGCUGUGCACUUGUAAUUAAAAA